Molecule: messenger RNA, 662 nt
Organism: Mucor mucedo
Lineage: Eukaryota; Fungi; Mucoromycota; Mucoromycetes; Mucorales; Mucoraceae
Product: ADP-ribosylation factor family-domain-containing protein
Exons: 3
Coding region: 4-546 (180 amino acids)
Biological process (GO): intracellular protein transport; vesicle-mediated transport
Cellular component (GO): cytoplasm
Molecular function (GO): GTPase activity; GTP binding
Source: RefSeq, a predicted model, not a curated record
ACUAUGGGAGCCAAUUUAUCAAAAGCUUUAUCAAAAAUGUUUGGUAGCAAAGAGAUGCGUAUUCUAAUGUUGGGCUUAGAUGCUGCUGGCAAAACAACCAUUCUUUACAAGUUGAAAUUAAACCAAUCUGUUACUACCAUUCCCACUGUGGGCUUUAACGUGGAGUCAGUCACCUAUAAAAACGUCAAGUUUAACGUCUGGGAUGUAGGAGGACAGGACAAGAUUCGUAACUUAUGGAGACAUUAUUACACUGGAACACAAGGCUUAAUCUUUGUUAUUGAUUCUCAAGAUCGAGAUCGUAUUGAUGAAGCUCGUCAGGAAUUACAUCGUAUUCUGUCCGAUCGAGAAAUGAAGGACUGUCUCUUGUUGGUGUUUGCCAAUAAGCAGGAUUUACCUGGUGCCAUGUUACCUCAAGAAGUCACGGAGAAAUUAGGUUUAGACAAGAUGAAGGAAAGACCGUGGUAUGUCUAUCCUUCCUGUGCAACCACAGGUGAUGGUUUAUUUCAAGGCUUGAAUUGGUUGAGUCAAAAUGUAAAGUCCAAGUAAAAAAAAAAAAAAAUUCAUACAGCAGAAGAAGCAACACACAUAAAAAAAAAAAAAAAAAAAAAAAGAGAAACAUAUAACAAACAACCAAUUUUAAUAUUAUUAUACUUUAUUCCCUC